GCUUCGUCGCGGGGCUGUGGCGUCAUCGCCGCGCGACGCGCCCGGCGCGGAGCUGGUGAGGGGGGGCUGCAGUGUCGCGGUCGUGCCGCAGCGCAGCAGCCGGCGCCAUGCCGGCCAAGAAGUCCUUCCGCCGGCGGAGGGAGGACUCCGAGGAGGAGGAGGAGGACGAGCAGGUCGCUGAGGAGGUCAGAUUAAAAGUUGAGGAAGCGAAAGAAGUUCAGAGCCUGAGAAAGCGACCCAAUGGGGUGAGCGCUGUAGCUCUGCUUGUGGGAGAGAAGUUGCAAGAAGAAGCAACACUUGUGGAUGACCCAUUUAAGAUAAAAUCUGGGGGAAUGGUGGACAUGAAGAAGCUGAAAGAAAGAGGCAAGGACAGGAUUAAUGAAGAGGAGGAUCUAAACUUGGGAACUUCCUUCUCAGCUGAAACCAACAGGCGGGAUGAAGAUGCUGACAUGAUGAAGUACAUUGAGACUGAGCUGAAGAAGAGAAAGGGGAUUGUGGAGAACGAGGAGCAGAAGGUGAAGCUUAAGAAUGCCGAGGACUCUCUGUACGAGCUGCCAGAGAACAUCCGUGUCUCCUCUGCCAAAAAGACUGAGGAGAUGCUGUCCAACCAGAUGCUGAGCGGCAUUCCUGAAGUGGACCUGGGAAUUGACGCGAAAAUAAAAAACAUAAUCUCAACUGAAGAGGCCAAGGCCAAGCUGCUGGCAGAGCAGCAGAACAAAAAGAAAGACAGCGAAACUUCCUUUGUUCCCACCAACAUGGCUGUUAACUAUGUCCAGCACAACAGAUUUUAUCAUGAGGAGCUAAAUGCACCAGUGCGAAGGAACAAAGAAGAGCCAAAGCCCCGUCCACUGAGAGUGGGGGAUACAGAGAGGCCAGAACCUGAGCGGUCUCCUCCAAAUCGCAAACGUCCACUCAAUGAAAAAGCAACAGAUGAUUAUCACUAUGAGAAAUUCAAGAAGAUGAAUAGGCGAUACUGAUGAACGGAGACCGAAGUCUUUGCAGUUGUUCUUAUUUUCCACUAAUAAAGGAUUUUGUGUCAAUGACCCGAAA
Molecule: messenger RNA, 1050 nt
Organism: Gymnogyps californianus (California condor)
Lineage: Eukaryota; Metazoa; Chordata; Aves; Accipitriformes; Cathartidae
Gene: C18H9orf78
Product: chromosome 18 C9orf78 homolog
Exons: 9
Coding region: 108-977 (289 amino acids)
Biological process (GO): mRNA splicing, via spliceosome
Cellular component (GO): spliceosomal complex
Source: RefSeq, a predicted model, not a curated record